This is a messenger RNA of Sinocyclocheilus grahami, 882 nucleotides long. RefSeq names its product troponin I, fast skeletal muscle-like. Bases 52 to 579 code for a protein of 175 amino acids. The record is from RefSeq and is a predicted model, not a curated record. Gene Ontology annotation, biological process: skeletal muscle contraction; cardiac muscle contraction. Gene Ontology annotation, cellular component: troponin complex. The transcript is spliced from 6 exons. NCBI's taxonomy places the organism in Eukaryota, Metazoa, Chordata, Actinopteri, Cypriniformes, Cyprinidae.
AUUUGCUGUGUUUUGCUCUCUGUAUAGGGGUGAAGAAAACAGGUGGCCAAGAUGUCUGACAAAAAGAUGACAUCGAGUCGCAGGCACCAUCUCAAGAGUUUGGUGCUCAGCAUUGCGAAGGGCAUUAUGGAGAAAGAAGUCAUUCAGGUUAAGGUAGAUAAGGAGAAAUACCUGUCAGAAAACUGCCCUCCUCUGUCCAUGCCCGGAUCUACACAGGAACUGCAGGAGCUGUGCAAGAAGCUUCACCAGCAAAUCGACAAUGCUGAUGAGGAGAGAUAUGACUUGGAGUCCAAAGUGGGCAAGGCCAGCAAAGAGAUCGAGGAUCUGAAGAUCAAGGUGGUCGACCUGCAGGGUAAGUUCAAGAAACCUGCGCUGAAGAAAGUGCGUCUGUCUGCCGAUCAGAUGCUUCAAGCUCUGCUGGGCUCCAAGCACAAGGUGUCUCUGGAUCUGAGGUCCAACCUCAAACAAGUCAAGAAGGAGGUCAAAGAGGAGACUGCAGAUGUCGGCGACUGGCGUAAGAACGUUGAAGACAAGGCCGGUAUGGACGGCAGGAAGAAGAUGUUCGAGGGCGAGGCCUAAAUUCCCGGACGUUUCUUUGUUUAAUUAUCAUAGGAAUUUGUCAGAGCUGCGCGGUCAUUUAUCUUUUUGCCAUAGUCUUUUCUGCUUUCAGCGCCUCAGAUGAGCAUUUGUUUCACGCAGUAUGUACGUCCUGAAAGGGAAUUGUGUAUCAUCAUCGCAGAGCCACUACCAUUAAACGAAUGCUUCUGAGGAAAAUCCUUUUUCACGUUUGUUUUAUUACGCACAUUUGGUCCUUUCAUUCUUUUCCAGUCCGCGACUAGUGGUCUGUUAUGACUUUAAUGAAUAAAUACUGUAGUGCUACUA